Messenger RNA from Schizophyllum commune H4-8, 1648 nucleotides. RefSeq lists its product as uncharacterized. The record is from RefSeq and is a predicted model, not a curated record. The transcript has 4 exons. The coding region runs from base 444 to 1373 and encodes 309 amino acids. NCBI's taxonomy places the organism in Eukaryota, Fungi, Basidiomycota, Agaricomycetes, Agaricales, Schizophyllaceae.
GAUCGCAUGAGGCGGCCAGCAUAAUUAGCCCUAGUACAGCUAGCUGCGAGUACAGCCAUCCAUCAGUUCAAGGUGCCGCUGAACGGAACGUCCGGGAUGCGCUGACGUUACUGUAGGAUCGAUUCGCGAUCGGCUUCAGCCCGACCAAAUCUUACUUGGUUUCCCCUCGUGGGACACGGUGUACUGCAAUGGUAUUAUUUGGGAGAUCACCAGGUCUCAGAAGACCAACACGCGUGUGCACUGUAUAUAAGCCUUGAAGGAGCGCCUCUUUCAUCCUACCUCCCGUUCUGCCGUUUCCCCUCCUCUCACGGACCCUAGUCCGCACUCUCGCUUGGCCAGCGUCUCCGAUAACUUAUUCUUCACAUUAAUCUCGUUCCGUUCGUCUUACCUUAAUGCUCGGACCACCCUACUCAUCCUAUGGACUUGGCGGCCAGCCAUAUAAUAUGUCCCCAAAUCCCGACGUGCAGCGUCAUGCGAGCGCUCAUCGCUCGCAGUCGCAUCCGGCGUCUGCUAGCUACCCUCCGUGGUCGUGCUGCCAAUCAGGUCCUUACGCAGGCCCUGGCGUAGCCUCAGGCGCCUCAUCUCAUUCAUCAAGUACCAAUCUGCCGCCGAAUGAUAGAGAUGCACUGCACUUCCGUGAAUCUUGCACUAGACUCCCGCCGGCACACGAUUACUAUAUGCAGGGCGAUUUUGUCCCCCCGCCUCCACCUGCCUCCUAUCGCCCUAUCCCCUCUUCUCCCGAGACCAGCGGCUUCCAUCCCCUGGCGAGUACAGCGGGUGCUGGACAUGCGCAUGGUCAAUACAGCAUGCCACAGAUCGACGCGUCCGCGAGCUUGUCAUCGGCAGCCUACCCAUGGUCUCCCCCCUACGAAAACACCUCUACUGCGACGGCAGGACCGCCAGUAGCUCAGAACCCCCUUGCACCCGCGGUCCCGUUCCCCGAUCCGCUAUCGCCCGCCAUGCACUUGAACAGCAGCCCGCCCCCGACUUCGCUGCUCCCCUCGGUUCUCUCGAGUCCGUACGCAGGCCAGGAUUUGCUCAGCGAGUGGUCCGACGGCGCGCCCUCCUUCGCGAUAGACCACGACGGCCAGAGCGUGGGUAGCGCGUACCAGUCGUACGCGCGGCCCAUCGCGAAGUCCGAGGUCGCGACACCUGCUAUGCGUGGUGCGGCCGACCGCCGCCGGAAGAAGCCACACAGGUUCUUCUGCACGGUCUGCCCGGCGGGCUUCACAGCCAAGCACAACUUGCAGGCUCACGAGCGUUCCCACAUCGGGAAGAAGGGCUUCGCCUGCAACAAGUGCGGCCUCGCGUUCGACAACCCCGGCGUGCUCAAGCGUCACAGCGACCGGUGCACUGGAUACGCCGCCCGUUAAUGGAAUAUUUAUCUAUCCGUACGCACGAUAUAAUUACCAGAAGACAUUGAGAACAAGUGUAGCAUAGAGAAUCGGGCGCUAAUCCUUCGUCCUUCUGUCUAUCCAGACAAAAAGCCCCACUAAUGGCGGACAGCCCUGACCUACCGACCACUUACAAUAUUUAGAAUGACUAUCUAGCGCGCAUCAUUGACGCGACUACCUUACAUUAUCUUCCUACUUCCAUCUAACGCAUUAUUCUGUGCUGGACCGGAAUAUAGAUGCUUUUUGUCUCCUUC